This is a messenger RNA of Melanaphis sacchari, 2276 nucleotides long. It is a transcript of the gene Ent3, whose product is annotated as equilibrative nucleoside transporter 4. Gene Ontology annotation, cellular component: plasma membrane. The transcript is spliced from 10 exons. Gene Ontology annotation, molecular function: monoamine transmembrane transporter activity; nucleoside transmembrane transporter activity. Gene Ontology annotation, biological process: nucleoside transmembrane transport. The record is from RefSeq and is a predicted model, not a curated record. Bases 576 to 2276 code for a protein of 566 amino acids. NCBI's taxonomy places the organism in Eukaryota, Metazoa, Arthropoda, Insecta, Hemiptera, Aphididae.
CAUCACAACUACAUCAAUAUCAAUAUCAUGUAUUAUGUAAACGUCAUUACAUGUAUGUAUAUUUUAUACAUUUACGACAUAACUUGUCGCCCUGCAAACGGUUUUCAUUGACGACCGUAACCCACUCAUCGAUCGCGUCUCUCCUUUUUAACACGCCCCCGACUCCGCAGCUGCCACACGCGGCUCAUGUCGAGGAGGCAGAUGCAAGUCACACGCGCGCAUGACGCCUGCGCCGACACACAUACUCAAGCCAGAGUCGUACUUACUCGAGUUUACUUACAAGUUUCACGUGCGCGUGUAUGCGUGCAGCAAUAUAGUUGGAUUAUUAAUACGCAAGUCUGAAUGGUGUGCGAAUAUUAUAGAUAUAACGGUGGCGCACCGUACAUCACAGCUGAACAACAACAACAACAAAAAUAAUGCGCGCGCUGUUUCGAGUUUUUGAUAAUACAUUAUAAUUUUAAUAAUAACUAUAUAGCAGUGUAUGUGUACAAUAUUGUGUAUCGAUAUAAUAUAAUAUAGCGUGCGAAAUUUUGUACAACAGCAAUCACACACAUAUACAUAUAUAGUUCGUCGUGAUGGAUGAGAACCUGAGCAGGGGCUACGUAGCCCUGGGCAAACGCGGAAACAUUUGUCCACUGGCUACGCCUCCAGUAGACAACAUGGGCAAGACUUACAUGGCUAUGGUGCUGGCGGGCGCCGGUUUUCUGUUUCCAUACAACAGUUUUGUCAUGGCUGUGGAUUAUUUUCAAACCAAAUAUCCUGUUUCGAUGGUAGUUUUUGACAUGACGAUCGUGUACAUUAUGGUAGCGUUUGUCGCUGUCCUCACCAACAAUUUACUAGUCGAAACACUAUCUUUCACGUGUCGCAUCAAUAUCGGUUAUGGACUGACAAUUUCGAUGCUAUUGUUUGUGGGUGCCGUGGAAAUUUUAUGGGAUGAAUUAUUCACGCUGGAUACGUCAUAUUGCCUCAACUUGGUAGCUAUUGGACUCAUUGCAUGGGGUGCAACAAUCCAGCAAUCCAGUUUUUAUGGCUACACCAGUAUACUACCUAUAAAAUAUACACAGGCCGUCAUGAUCGGAGAAAGUGCUGCUGGACUUUGGGUGUCCAUUAAUAGAAUAUUCACGAAAAUGUUAACAAAAGACUUACGGAUAAGCACGUUCAGUUUCUUCGUGAUAAGCCAUCUGGUAGUUAUGACGUCGUGCGUGCUAUUCCAAAUCGUACAAUCAUCUGAUUUCGUCAAAUUUUACAUUGCCCGAAGUGAAGACUCGAAGAAAAAGAUUUCAUUGGAACCAACAGAAGAAUAUAUUGAUUCCGAACAAUCUCAACCAGAACCAUUUGCUGAAACUAGUUUAAGUACGGGAAAAAUAUUUAAAGACGAAAAUGCAUUUAGCUUUGCAAAUCCAAUGUAUGAUCCAAACGCAAAUAGUGUACCAACGUAUAAAGUUGAAGACGUCAUGGUACACGUGGAAACAGGAAGUUCUUUUAAGCUACGAAAAUCUACCCUAUCUGAAUUUUGGAGUUCAUUUAAGAGUGGAUAUAAACUAAGAGAAGAAGUGUCGAAGAUCAUUUGGAAACAAAUGUUGGCGAUUUUUUUAUGCUACUUUGUGACGUUGAGCAUUUAUCCGGGAGUACUUUCCGACCUAGUCAGCCCAAGAUUCGGCACGUGGAUGCCCGUACUCGUGAUGACCGUAUUUAACUUAUUCGAUCUUAUGGGAAAGUUAUUGGGAGCGUAUUCUUACGAACGUUGGGAUGACAAAAUAUUGAAGAGCACCAAAAAGCGUCUGUUCAUGAUUCCCGCCAUUCUACUAAUCGUUAUAGUUCAACAUCCAUUCCACACGAAAAUCAUCAGUGAAUUCAUGAUUAUUUUGCAAACGGCCGUGCUCGGCGUAACCAACGGCAUCACCGGCAGCGUCCCAAUGAUUUUCGCACCGGCUAAAGUCGUUGAAGAACGACGAGAACUUGCAGGUAACAUAAUGACGAUAUCGUACAUAGCCGGCACGACGGCGGGCAGCAUUUUCGCUUACGUGCUGGACAGGAUCAUACACUACGAGAUCGGUUUCUCGGUCAGCUGGGCCGGCGCCGAUUAUCACAAGACGAUGAUGUCCGCCGGGGCCGCGACAAUGAAUACUGUCGACCCGUUCAACUUCAGCCACGUCACGGCCGACCCGGUCAACCACACAGGGUCGUCGCCGCUGCAGAUGACGAUCACAGUCGGCUCGCUGCUGCUGUCUGCCGCGCGCGGCGUCAAUUCCACGACGACCGCGUUCCCGGGAUAA